CCCAUUCAUUCUUACAACCCACAACAAAAAAAAAACACAACAAAAACGAGUGUUUAAUUUUCAACAACCUUUUCAUCUUCCUCUCCGCUGUUCAAUCUUUGCAUGGAAGUGUCCUGUCUGUCAUAUGAGUUGUCUGAACUCUGUCUCGGUAAGCCGCCGCUGAAGUCGAUCUCGACAUCGGCUACCGUCGCCGAGGCGAUUGAAGUCCUGAGAAGCUCCGGCGAGAGUUUCGUCAGUGUUUGGAACUGUGACUACUCUGAAUGUGUGGGGAAGGUUUGUAUGGUUGAUGUGAUUUGUUAUCUCUGCAAACAGGAAAGUCUGGUGUCUCCUGAUUCUGCACUUAAGGCUUCGGUUUUCAACCUUUUGAAUAAGGUUCAUGGUCUUGUUGUGCAUCUAGAAUCUUCUUCUAGCUUAUUGGAGGCAAUUGAUCUGAUACUUGAGGGAGCACAAAAUCUUGUGGUGCCAAUUGUGCAAACAAGAAGAGGUAGCAUUUCAAGGAGAAAACAGCUGCUUCAGAAAUCAUCAACAAUCAGCGGCAUCAACGGCGUUGAGUUCUGCUGGUUGACACAAGAGGAUGUUAUCAGAUUCUUGCUUGGUUCAAUUGGUCUCUUUGCUCCACUCUCUGCACAAUCCAUUUCUGAUCUUGAUAUCAUCAGCUCUGAUGUGGUUGCCAUUGAUUACUAUUCCCCCGCGGCUUCUGUCGUUGAAGCCAUCACAAAGUCCCUUGCGCAACAAACUUCUGUUGCUGUUGUCGACAGUGAUGGAACAUUCAUUGGCGAGAUAUCGCCCUUCACGCUUGCUUGCUGUGACGAGUCAGUUGCGGCCGCUGUGACAACUUUGUCUGCAGGGGACUUGAUGUCCUACAUUGACUACGGCGGCCCGCCAGAGGGUUUGGUUAGCGUUGUGAAGGCCAGGUUGAAGGAGCAGAAUCUGGAGAAACUGCUACAGAAGUUUACAAUUCUGACUUCUCUAGGCAGUGAUAUGUCGGCCUCGUCCUCCUCUGAUGAGGAGAGUCCUACGAGGAGUUUGAAUAGGUCGGGAAAGUAUGCAAGGUCGUCGAGUUACUCGGCUAGAUUUGUGAGGAAGGCAGAGGCUAUAGUGUGUCAUCCAAAAAGCUCUUUGAUUGCUGUGAUGAUUCAAGCAAUUGCUCAUAGAGUGAACUACUUGUGGGUAAUUGAUGAUGAUUGCAGCUUAAUUGGGAUUGUUACCUUUUCUAAUAUCUUGAAAGUGUUCAGAGAACACACAGAAAUGAUUUAGAUAUUUAGAAAAAAAUGUGACAAUGUUUUUGCUUUGAAUGUUCAUAGGGAAGCAUGAACUUUGGUCUUUGUUUUGCUUUAUUAUUUGACUGUGUGAAUCAAUUUUUAAUAAGUUUCCCUUUGAUUCAAAUCUUUGUCAAGAAUUAAUGUUUUUUGUUUUCCUAUGUUUUUGUUUUCCUUACCUUUGACUGAGUGAUUAUGAUUCAAAAUUUUACGGCUAUUGAAAGGAAGAUUCAUUGGUUUUAACUUGUAAGUGUCACAAGAUAAUGAAGAAAGCUGCUUAAUUUUUUUUGUUGCUUUGAUAGCAACUGAUUAAUCAAGUUGUACGAGUUGUUGUUUUUUUUUUUG
Molecule: messenger RNA, 1604 nt
Organism: Vicia villosa (hairy vetch)
Lineage: Eukaryota; Viridiplantae; Streptophyta; Magnoliopsida; Fabales; Fabaceae
Product: CBS domain-containing protein CBSX5-like
Exons: 2
Coding region: 103-1257 (384 amino acids)
Source: RefSeq, a predicted model, not a curated record